UGAAAUCUGUGCACAAAAUGUAGCGGGAUGAACACUUUAGGCUGCUGUUUUUUGGUUUACACUGCUCUGCACACUUCUUCUCCCAUGUUGGCUCAUACAUUGAUAAAUACUAUGAUAGGUAGAAUCAAUUGAAUAGCCCACUUCAUAUUGAUACUUCCUUCUUUGCCUUUACCUGCCUGAUGAAAUUGCUGCCUUUAAUAUUUUGGGCGCAAGUCUUAUACAACCAUGGUGAAGCAGAGGAAUCAAAACAAUGGUCUAAAUAAAAUUUUGCCUACUUCUCUUUUGCUACUUCAAUUGGAAUAUGAAAAGGUUCUUGGUCAAACCACAGCUGUCGUUAUUGCAGAAAGCUGCCGCUCAUCAAAUGUGGCCAAGCUACUUUCAGAGCACGACAGGGAUGUCUUCUUAGGGAGACUUGAGGAUUCAACCUCAGAGCUCCAGAGUGUGCAAGCACGGUGUUUGAAUUUACAAAAGCAAUUACAAUAUGUACAAACAAGACUUUCCCAGCUUCACACUGUCCUUCAAUUCAAAUUCCGACAAAUCAAGACCUUCAAGACAGAAGCCAAUUGCCUAGAAGCGAUAUCUGCCACUAUUGCCGGGACUGAAGCUGACAAGCAAUGUUUGGCUCGAGAGAUUUCUAACAUGAAAUCACGCCUAUCGCAGUUGCGCGUACAAAAUAAUUCUUACCAGACAGCUAUAUCGGAAAGGCUGGCCCUGCAGAAAAGCAUCAAUUUGUUGGAGUCGGAACUUCAGAAUCAACGACAAGUUGUGAUGUCCGCAAAACACAAUGAUUCGGGACGGAUGGGUAAGGAGAGUAACUUAACCGCCCACGAGAUAUUGAAACAGAAACAUUCAAUGGAAAAGCUGGAGAUGAGAUUGAAGACCGAAGUGGAUAAACGCACAGCCCUCGAGAAUGAGAUAAAAGAGCUCAAAGUUAGGUUGCACAUCGCUGAAGGAAAGCAGUCUGAGGUGGAAGUUGCGCCAAGGAGCCAUUUGGAUAAUUACUUGGGAGCUGCAAGGGAAGCGGAGUCACAAGACUUUAUGCCGGGACCUGUGCGGCGCCGACCGCAGAUAGCCAUCGCAACCCCGGGAAGAUCAAAAAAUUGUCAACCUGUUAAAAGUUUCUCUACGCUUCCGGGUGAUAAAUCCCUUUUUUCUGUCACGCCUUUCUUGAGCCGGACUAAUAUCGAUGUCGACACUGCGCACAUUAUGUCCGAAGAAUUUAAGCGUUCCCCAGCAUCUAGGGAGGGGAGCACGCCGCCGAGACUUGAAGCGAGUGUCAAGGAUACCAAUUCUUUUGAGAAUCAUAAGCCGGGGGUUCAAGAACACAUGACGCAGCGUAUGCAAGGGCGUCACGACAGUCUUGACUUGUUGGCUGAACAAACGAUGCAAAAUAAUAUCUCGGCCUUGCGUUUGACUGACAAAGCGUCCCGACUCGGCAUUUCCGAGAUGGGGCGCAACGCCGUGAAACGGCGUCGGGUUCUCGGGGCAAAACGCGAGAAAGCAUUGUUUGACUUGAGUGAUGGACUCAAUAAUUGCGCCGAAGACCGGGAAGCUGAGACGCAAACGCGACAAUUUUCACCCUUAAAACGACGUCUAAGGCCGGGAAACCCUUCCGAGAGCCGGGGAAAUUACCCCCUGACUGUCCAGAACCUCCACAUACCCAAGUUACCACGUCAACAUCUAUGUUGACUAAAAAAAUGGUUCCUGGCAAGUACCAAAUGGCAACGGGCAGUCCUAAACACUUCCGUUCUGUCAAAGUACAAUGUCUGAUUUGAUAGCAUAUCUCUUUCGUUUUAACCCAAUAAAAUAUGCCUCUCUUGACUCCUGUGGCUGAAUUUAGUUCAGAGUACCAUUAAAUGGGAUCAAGAACACAAACCUUCCGUGAUGAAUCCGGCUUUUCUCUAUGCACUUUUUGAAAGAGGGAUUUUAAGCGGAGUUCGAGUUGUUGAUCUUCAUUCCCUUGAUAGAAUUUGCAAAUGAAAUGCCCUCCUGGCUUUAAUACAUCGUAACUGAAGUUCACCGCAGCAUUACAUAGAUCCUAUGUCAUGUAAGCAAACCCAAGGCCUCUUUGGAUGCUGCACUGUUUCUCGUACCAUACUUCGGGCAUGAUCACGGAAACCCAGCCCGCUAGUAUUCAUCAUCCUAUUAUACGGGUCAUUAAGACUUCGUUUCCAAUAGCCAGUGGUUAGUUUCCAGGGAGCAGACAUAUCACUUAGAACAACAUCGACUGUACCUUCCCCAGCUUCUGUCUGAGGAGAGUGGUCAUCGCAGGGUUCUCUGGAAAUACGCUCACUAACAUCCUUUUCUCUGUCAAUGUAUCCCGGUUCGAAGGUCUCCACCUCAUUGGCAGUCCGAGGUUUUUGGGGAGUUCUCGAGCAGAGUUCCUCUCGAAGGGGUCUGCCUCUGUCGGGAUUUCUCAGGAAUUCCCGAAUAUAUGCCUGAAUCCUAGGGGAAAGGAAAUUUCCCUGGAUCGUUGAUACGCCUUUAGGUGGCUGGGCAGGGAUAAUGUCAAUCCCCAGGACCCUCCCAUUCGGAUGAGUUAAGUCAACUGCAACCUACAAUAAAUAUCAAGCAUUAGAUGAUAACAAAGCAAGAGUGGUAGAAAUGCCUGCCUGAGACCAGGAACCAGGAGCAUAACCCUGAACACCACUGUUAGUAGCUUCAUAAUUCACGAUAAGGUUAAAUUGAAUACCAGAUCAACAACUGUUUGCCCAGGCUCAAAUAUGCGAUAGUGAUUGUUAAUCUAGAACUAAAUUACCAACUUUGCCAAAUACUUUUUUGAAAGUAUCAGACACAAGGAUAUACCUGUAGUAAUUUAAAUGCUGCACGGCUCUUUAGACCCCGUAGGUUCGCCUCUCGCCAGUAUAUAUCCUUAAACUGUCUUGCCUGCCAUUGUUUUGAGGAAGCGAAUCGUCGUGAUUGUGACAUAAAUACAUAAGAUGUCUGAAGAAUGGGGGGGGCCAAAGCAGAAUGGCAAAUGCAAUUUGGUGGCCACAUAUUGGACCUGAAGCCUCUUAAAUCUGUG
Messenger RNA from Coccidioides immitis RS, 3025 nucleotides. RefSeq lists its product as uncharacterized. The transcript has 4 exons. Lineage: Eukaryota; Fungi; Ascomycota; Eurotiomycetes; Onygenales; Onygenaceae. The record is from RefSeq and is a predicted model, not a curated record. The coding region runs from base 226 to 1689 and encodes 487 amino acids.